Molecule: messenger RNA, 1327 nt
Organism: Panicum virgatum (switchgrass)
Lineage: Eukaryota; Viridiplantae; Streptophyta; Magnoliopsida; Poales; Poaceae
Product: protein STAR1-like
Exons: 3
Coding region: 205-1014 (269 amino acids)
Biological process (GO): phosphate ion transmembrane transport
Cellular component (GO): membrane
Molecular function (GO): ATP binding; ATP hydrolysis activity; phosphate transmembrane transporter activity
Source: RefSeq, a predicted model, not a curated record
AGGCGCCAUCUGAUCCGACGUUCCACUGCAAAAGCGGAACCACCAUCCCCACCACGGCACCACCUCCUCCACCCCUUUCCAUUUCCCUCCACCAGGAGCAGAGCACGCAGGCAGCAUCCACUCUCAGUCUCAGGCCGUCUCCCUCCCCCUAGGCCCUAGCUCCUCCAGUCUCCACCUCGGUGCUCCGGCCUCGACCACCCGGCAAUGGGCUCAGCCUCAGGUGAUGAUGCUCUCGGGGAGCACCUGCUGCUGGACGUGGACGGCCCCGCCAGCGGCGGCGGCGGCGCGGCGGCGCCCAAGAUACGGGUGCGCGGGCUGCGCCGCCUGGCGGACGGGGCGGCGGGCGACGAGAUCCUGCGGGGCGUCGACCUGGACGUCCCGCGCGGCGUGGUGAUGGGCGUCAUCGGGCCCAGCGGCAGCGGCAAGUCCACGCUGCUCCGCGCGCUCAACCGCCUCUGGGAGCCCGCCCCCGGCGCCGUGCUCCUCGACGGCGCCGACAUCCGCGGCAUCGACGUCCUCGCGCUCCGCCGCAGGGUCGGCAUGCUCUUCCAGCUCCCCGCCAUGUUCGAAGGAACCGUGGCGGACAACGUGCGCUACGGGCCGCAGCUGCGCGGCAAGAAGCUCACAGAAGCCGAAGUGAAGAAUCUGCUGAGCCUGGCGGACCUGGACCCUGCUCUGUCCUCCAAGCCGGCCUCCGAGCUGUCCGUCGGCCAGGCGCAGCGCGUCGCCUUGGCGCGCACCCUCGCCAACGACCCCGAGGUGCUCCUGCUGGACGAGCCGACGAGCGCACUGGACCCCAUCUCCACGCAAAACAUCGAGGAGGCCCUCGUGCGACUGAAGAAGGCGAGGGGGCUCACCACGGUGAUCGUCUCCCACAGCGUGAAGCAGAUCCAGCGCAUCGCGGACUUGGUGUGCCUCGUCGUCGCCGGCGAGAUCGUGGAGGUGCUAGCGCCUUCCCAGCUGUCCGACGCCAAGCACCCCAUGGCCAGGCGCUUCUUGGAGCUCAGCGGCUAAAUGCUCUCGCAUCCAUUUCCUCCGAGCAAGAGGAGGAUCUAAAGUAGGAGUAUAUCGUAACUCGGAUUUGUAACUGUAAUCUUGAUACGAUGGAUGCCUUUGCUAGGUGUUGGGGCGGGAAAGGAUCGGAGGUGGUGGUCGGUCAUCUUUCUGAUCUCAUCUCAUGUUCUACCAUGUUUUUUUUUGGACGUGUACAAACUGUAAAGUAUCUUCGAGUGCUAAGAGUGUGUGCAAGUCAAACAUGUUAUCGGAGGAUUAUCUUCGUCUCUGAACCUCCAAAUUCAUGGUGUUGGUCAUUUUUUUUACAUUCAAA